CUCCUUUUAAACUAUCGCAUUCGAAAGCGAAAAUGUGUUUCCUGAAAACACUUUUUUGGUUCACUUGUGUUUGUGUUGAAUACAACGUUGGAAAAUCACGGAAAAGGAAAGAAAAUUUUGAAAUCUGCCGUGUUUGGCUGCUAGUAACAUGGAGGAAAAGGAUUGAUUAUUCAAUUCUUCAGUUGCGUGGUAGUGUUUGAUUGGGUUAGUGGAGGGUCAAGAGCUCAUUUGGACACCAACGUCGACCAACUUGUAGAGAGAGAGAGAAGAAUCUUCAACAACUGUAGAUCAAUUUUUCUGAACUGGCAAUCUUCACUAGAUUCUUUAUUUGAAGAGGCACAACUGUUCUAUUAGAUGAAUUGGACAGAGGGUUGUCGUUGCCUUGUCCGAAUUAAUAAAACCAUUGGAAGGAGGUCAUCAUUGUAUCAUACUUUAAAUAAAAACCAAAAUGGUGCUUUUACCACUGAGAAGGUUGGCAUCCUUCCUGACUUGCAAUCUCAAAGUGGAUGUCUUCCGGCAAGAUCAUUGUGGCAAGAUGGUUUGGGGCGUGGGGCUAUAGGUUUUCAAGAAAGGCUGAUCUUAGCAAGACCUCAUGUCUGGAGAUUUAAGCUACCUGGUUGUUUAGAGGAAAAAUUUCCUUGGUCACAUAGCACGACAACUGGUUUGCGCAAAUUUGGACACAGUGUUGAAAAUGAUACUGACUUGAAUAGGGAUUUUCUUGUAAAGCUUUGGGUUGCCGAUAGGAAAAUGAAAAAUUCUAGGAGAAAAAGAAGACGAAAAAUUGUUAAGCAUGGAAAAUUUGGUGUGACUGCAUAUGAUAACCAACAUCAAUAUGGGAGAUGGUAUUCGGGUACAUCUCUUACUGAAGAAAAUGUUUUGGACCAGGGUAAACCAGUUUUGACUCAAGCACCUCUCAGCCAAUCUGUCUCAGGUUUUCUGAAGCCAGAAUCUCCAGAGGAGGCCCAGGUUGCACCGCUUCUUGCUAGGUCCAAUUUGCUGAUUACUAGGGAUAUAGAGUGGGCAAAUCUUGUGCUUGGUUUUGAGCAGGAAAACCGGUAUGCAAUAGUAGAUGUGUGCUACCCCCAGUCGCCUGUAGGUUUUAUUCAUGAGCAGAGUAAUUUCAUUUCCAGACAGUUGCUUCGGUUAAGGCGCCCUUUUGUUGCUUAUAUAACUGAUUCGAUGGGUAAUGAGCUCUUCAGGGUUCGCAGGCCUUUUUGGUGGAUAACCAGCUCAAUUUACACAGAGAUUGAUGGUAAGGAAGUUGGUGUGGUUCACAGACGAUGGCAUCUUUGGAAGAGGGUGUAUGACUUGUAUCUGGGGAAUAAUCAGUUUGCUGUGGUUGAAAAUCCUGGAUUCUGGAAUUGGACAUUUACUUUGAAAGACAUUGAUGGGAAAGUGCUUGCCGAGAUAGAUCGUGACUGGAGGGGUUUUGGCUUUGAGAUCUUUACUGAUGCUGGUCAGUACGUGAUCCGGUUUGGGAGUUCUGAUCCCAGCUCCAAGACUGGUCCUACCAGAGCGAUCCAAGAGUUGGAAGUUGCCCGUCCACUGACUCUGUCAGAGAGAGCUGUAGCUGUUGCUCUUGCUAUAUCGCUGGAUAAUGACUAUUUCUCAAGACACGGCGGCUGGGGAUUACCUUUUGUUGCAGUUGGUGAGUAGGUUUGGUUUGCAGUAUCCUUAACCCGUGGUUAUUUUCUGUGUUUGCAAUUUGGGAAGGCUAGUUGUAAGCCAAGCAACUCUAGAGCUCCUACACAAGGUGUUCAUGUUUCAUUACUCCUCCCCACAUUCUCAACUUGCAAGUCUAUCCCUUUUUUUUUUGAGUACUUCACCAAAUAACUUGCUUUCAUUGCUGCCUUUAUAUGUGGUUGUUGCUGUUGCUGACCAUGAUAAAUAAUGAGAUAUCGAAAUGACAACAUAUUUUGCUGAGAGAAAUGUAUCAUUGUCAAGACCUGGUUGUGGAUUCCCGAGUGUUUUGCCACUGUAGCAUGACCAGGAAAUGAAAACAAGAUUUCUGUGUUUGGGAUACUAAAGGGUUGUAUUUGGUUGGGAAAGGUAUUUACCACCUUGGAAUUAUUUCUGUUUUUAUCUUGAAGUAAUACUUGACUUUACAUUUCAUGCAA
Corylus avellana is the source of this 2117-nucleotide messenger RNA. RefSeq names its product scramblase-like protein. The record is from RefSeq and is a predicted model, not a curated record. NCBI's taxonomy places the organism in Eukaryota, Viridiplantae, Streptophyta, Magnoliopsida, Fagales, Betulaceae. Gene Ontology annotation, molecular function: phospholipid scramblase activity. Gene Ontology annotation, biological process: plasma membrane phospholipid scrambling. Gene Ontology annotation, cellular component: plasma membrane.